Messenger RNA from Arabidopsis arenosa, 2041 nucleotides. The record is from the annotation of a GenBank genome assembly. NCBI's taxonomy places the organism in Eukaryota, Viridiplantae, Streptophyta, Magnoliopsida, Brassicales, Brassicaceae.
AUGAUCAAGAAGAAAAACUACAUCUGAACUUUGUCUUCAAUUUUAUUUCGUAACAGGUGUCUAAAUGGAGGUGACGGAUGAACUAAUCAGUGACAUGGUUCGAGUUAAGGUUGGGAGUUGGACGAAAGACGAUGUUGGGGUUUGGAGAUUCUCUCCCGCGGAGGGACAAGUUGGAAAGAACAUUCGGUUCCGAGAAGGCGAUGGUGUGGAAGCAGCUAAGACGAAGGUCGUAGCCGAGUUUAACAUCGACCGGCAGAGAGAGAAGGUGGAGCUGACUUACGAAAUGCCUGAAUGGAUGGACGUCGACGGUGGUGUCAAACCUGUGCCGAUUCACAUAGUGUCAGACGACGACAUGGACAUGUUCCUGGCGAUGCGUGUAGACUUACACGAAAUGAAGCUGUAUGUCGUUCGGAUGCCGAUGAAUAUGACGCUCGAGAUAGAUGGCUUCAAAAUGGUACCUUUGAUAGACGAGUUUGCGUUUAGUGAGGUCAUGAGUAAGGAGGAGUUCGCUAAAGAAAACAGACGGAGGCUUGACAAAGAGGCCGGCGACAACAUAAUCUGCUCUCAAGUACCGAGGGAACACAUAGGAGACAGCGGGGAUGGACCCCUAGGGUGGAUAGGGGGUUCUUACGCAGCAAGCGGAUUUCCUACGCUUUCGGCAGCUUGUAGACAUUACAAAGCGGCUUCCGAGGCGGUUCAGUAUCAUGGAUCACCGGCCAGUGUUCUGGAACCUCAGGGAAGCUCAUCCUCCGACGAUAACCGUGUCACAAGAUUGACAAGAGAUUUGUUCUCGGAUUUUGAAAGAGCUGCGACUUCAAGCGGAGAUGUACGCAGCCCAUCGGAAACACAAGCCGCCGGAGAAGGACAGGGCGAUGGAGCUGAGCUAAACAAUGGGAAUGAGGUUAUCCCUAACAGUAACACAGAGCAGCAGAAUGAACCACCCGAAACUGGGAUGUUAAGGUUGCUAAGCCUUCCUGUACACACUUUUGCGAGGGACGCAGCCCCCGUGUUAGACGAGAACGACCCAGAUGGUUCAGAAAGAACAAGACUUGUCGUGCUGGAUGUUGACUACGAAGGGGACGAGUUAUUCGUGGGACGCGUGUUCAAGAACAGAGAUGACUGCAGAGUCAAACUCGCUGUCCAUGCUAUCAACCGGAAAUUUAGUUAUCGUAAUGACCGCACCACCAACGACGUGGUGUACCCAAGAGCAAGCCACGGGGCUUGUAUCGUACAUCUGCAGAGGAAUGUUGCUGCAAAGUUUAAGAAGAGGAUACUUGCUACCCUCAUUUCGAAAGCGGCAAGAGCAUUCCGGAAAUCAACAUUCAACGAGUAUUUUGAGGAAAUAGAGAGGGUUUCACCUGGCUGCGCCGAGUAUUUGAUGUCAAUUGGUCUUGAGCAUUGGACUAGGUCACAUUGCUAUGGGGAUAGAUACAACAUCAUGACUUCUAACGUGGCUGAAUCAUUAAAUGCAGUUUUAAAGGAAGCAAGAGAGCUACCUAUCGUGUCUACGCUAGAGUACAUUAGAGGGACUCUAAUGACGUGGUUUGAGAAACGUCGGGGAAAAGCAGCGCAACACAAGAUGGACCUGACCCCGAAGGUUGAGGAAAUAGUGCAAAGGAACUACGAACGAUCAACCUGCUAUGAAGUAAUCAAGAUCAAUAACGAGCAUUACGAGAUCAAGACAACAACUGGUCUAUCUUAUCUUGUGGAUAUCCAAAAUAAGACUUGCACAUGCGCAGAAUUCAACUUGCUAAGGAUCCCUUGCAGCCACGCAAUUGCAGCAGCAGUUCGUUGUGAUUUGAAGGUGCCUCUACUGGCGGCACCGCAAUAUGGGACAUUCUUCUGGAGUCUUGCUUACAAUGGAAAUAUCAAUCCGGUACCCGACUUAAGCACGCUACGUGAGGUUCCAGAUGGGAUAGCAACAAGGACGGUUCUACCGCCAAUAACACGAAGGCCACCAGACGCCGAAGAAGAAGGCGAAGCGGAGCUGUACGCGCUGCCGUGGGACUGGCCAUAACCGCGCGUCUUGCAAGAUGCCUAU